AUGGAGGGGGGGGGACAAGGGGGCGUGGCCUGGCCGGGCGUGGCCUUGGAAGGGGGCGGGGAUUGGGGGGAAGGGGCGGGGCGGUGCCGGGAGGAGGGGGAGGGGCGGGAGGAAGAGGAGGGGGAGGGGCCAAUGAGGGCCCUGCAGGAAAUGCGGGAGCGGCUGCGGGAGCUGCAGAGCCGGAACGUGUCGGGGCUGCGCGAGGCCCUGCAGAGGAAAAUCGAGGCCCUGGAGCUGCAGCUGCGUCUCCAUGGCAACGGCUCCCAUCAUCACCAUGGCAACCACCACGGGGACCACCAUGACGGUCACCAUGGCAACCACCACGGUCUCCAUGGCAACCACCACCAUCACCACGAGAAGCACGGGGACCACCACCACGAGCAUCACGGUUACCAUGGCAACCACGGCCACCACCAUGAGGAGAAGCAUCCCCAUGAUCACCAUGGCAACCACGACGGUCUCCAUGGCAACCACCAUGAAAAGCACGGGGACCACCACGGCGGUCACCAUGGCAACCACCACGAGAAGCAUCCCCAUGGUCUCCAUGGCGACCACGACGGUCACCAUGGCAACCAGCACCACCACCAGGAAAAGCACGGGGACCACCUGAGCGGUCACCAUGGCGACCACCAUCACAGUCACCAUGGCGACCAUGAUAAUCACCAUGGCAACCACCAUGAGAAGCACGGGGACCACCAUGAUGGUCACCAUGGCAACCACCAUGAGAAGCAUCUUCACGGUUUCCAUGGCAACCACCACGAUGACGACGAGGAGGAAGAGAAGCAUCCCCACGGUCUCCAUGGCAACCACAAUGGUCUCCAUGGCAACCAUCACCAGGAGAAGCACGGGGACCACCACGACGGUCACCAUGGCAACCACCACCAAGAGAAGCAGCUUCACGGUCCCCAUGGCAACCACAACGAUCUCCAUGGCAACCACCACCAGGAGAAGCAUCCCCACGGUUUCCAUGGCAACCACCACGGUCUCCAUAGCAACCACGCCCCCCACGAUCACCACGGCGACCCCGAGAAGGACCACGGCGACCGCUCCGACGGUUUCCAUGGCAACCAGCAUCACCUCGGUUACCACGGCAACCGCGCCAAGGCCGCCGACCCCUCCCACCCCCACGGUUACCAUGGCAACCGCAGCAGCCUCCUCCAUAGCAACCACCCGCCCGGUCUCCAUGGCAACGGCAAACCCGGCAACCGGCUGGAGGGCGGUAACCAUGGCAACCGGCAUCCGCUCCACGGCAACCACUACGGCGUCCCCAGGGGUUUCCGUGUGUCCUUCCCGCUCCGCACCAAUUACAUGUUCGCCCGCGUCCGUCCGUCCGUCCGCAGCCCGCUGGGCGCCGUGUCCGUCUGUCUGUGGCUGCGCCCGGGGGGCGCCCCCAACCUGGGCACCCCCUUCUCGUACGCGGCGCCCGGGCAGCCCAACGAGCUGGUGCUGCUGGCCUGGGGCGGGCGGCCCCUCGAGCUGCUCGUCGACGACCAGGCGGUGGCGCUGUCGCUGUCCCCCGCCCCCGGCAGGUGGCAGCACCUUUGUGUCACCUGGGCGGCCUCGGGGGGCACCUGGAGGAGCUUCCAGGACGGGAUCCCCCGCGGGAGGGGGGAGGGGCUGGCGCCGGGCCACCCCCUGAGGCCGCACGGGGUCCUCGUGCUGGGCCAGGAACAGGACGCCCUGGGCGGCCGCUUUGACGCCUCGCAGGCGUUCGUGGGUGACCUGGCCGAGCUGCACCUGUGGGGCCGCGCCCUGGCCCCGCCCGAGGUGGCGGCGCUGGCGCGGUGCCAGAGCCCCUCCCCCGCCCGGGGGGACCUGCUGGCCUGGGCCCAGGCGGGGCUGGAGCUGCACGGGGGCGUCACCGCCCUGCCCUUUGACCCCUGCGCCUGACGGACACCUGACAGACA
Molecule: messenger RNA, 1907 nt
Organism: Zonotrichia leucophrys gambelii
Lineage: Eukaryota; Metazoa; Chordata; Aves; Passeriformes; Passerellidae
Product: GATA zinc finger domain-containing protein 14-like
Exons: 6
Coding region: 1-1890 (629 amino acids)
Source: RefSeq, a predicted model, not a curated record